This is a messenger RNA of Chaetomium globosum CBS 148.51, 2208 nucleotides long. RefSeq lists its product as uncharacterized. Gene Ontology annotation, biological process: arabinan catabolic process; xylan catabolic process. The record is from RefSeq and is a predicted model, not a curated record. NCBI's taxonomy places the organism in Eukaryota, Fungi, Ascomycota, Sordariomycetes, Sordariales, Chaetomiaceae. Gene Ontology annotation, molecular function: xylan 1,4-beta-xylosidase activity; alpha-L-arabinofuranosidase activity. The transcript is spliced from 2 exons. Bases 1 to 2208 code for a protein of 735 amino acids. Gene Ontology annotation, cellular component: plant-type cell wall.
AUGGCCUUCCUCUCUGCAUUCGCUCUCUCCAUCGGAGCGCUUGUUAUUCCAGUCCAGGGAGGCGUGACAUACCCAAACUGCGCAAACGGACCGCUCAAGUCAAAUGUUGUACUGACCGGCCCCGCUAGUAAUUCCCCUGGCGUCUCACGACUCGGACUCAGCGCCUACCAGUGGUGGAACGAAGCGCUCCAUGGGGUAGCCCACAACCGCGGCAUCACCUGGGGCGGCCAGUUCAGUGCGGCGACACAGUUCCCACAGGCCAUCACCUCUUCGGCAGCUUUUGACGACCAUCUUAUUGAGCGGAUCGGUGUCAUAAUCAGCACCGAAGCUCGCGCCUUCGCAAACAACGGGCGUGCCCACCUCGACUUCUGGACCCCCAACGUCAACCCUUUCCGUGACCCGCGUUGGGGACGGGGACAUGAAACGCCCGGAGAAGAUGCCUUUAGAAACAAGAAGUGGGCUGAAGCCUUUGUUCAGGGCAUGCAAGGGACCGAGUCGACACACAGGGUCAUAGCCACCUGCAAGCAUUACGCAGCAUACGACCUCGAGAACUCGGGGAGCACAACGCGUUUCAACUUCGACGCAAAGGUCUCUACCCAGGACCUGGCCGAGUAUUAUUUGCCUCCCUUCCAGCAAUGCGCGCGGGAUUCCAAGGUGGGAUCCAUCAUGUGCAGUUACAACGCGGUCAACGGCGUACCCGCUUGCGCGAGCCCCUACUUGAUGGACACGAUUCUCCGGAAACACUGGAACUGGACCGAUCAAAACCAGUACGUCGUGAGCGAUUGUGAUGCCGUCUAUUAUCUCGGCAAUGCGAACGGCGGCCACCGGUACAAGUCAAGUUACGCAGCUGCUAUCGGGGCCUCCUUGGAGGCUGGCUGUGACAACAUGUGCUGGGCCACCGGCGGCACGACGCCAGAUCCCGCAUCGGCUUUCAACUCCCGCCAGUUUACCCAAGCCACAUUGGACAAGGCUAUGCUCCGCCAAAUGCAGGGUCUUGUCAAAGCGGGAUACUUUGACGGACCCAACAGCCUGUACCGCAACUUGACUGCGGCAGAUGUCAACACGCAGGUUGCCCGAGACACAGCACUCAAGGCAGCAGAAGAAGGUAUCGUGCUGCUCAAAAACGACAACAUUCUCCCUUUGACGCUCGGCGGCUCCAAUACCCAGGUUGCCAUGAUCGGCUUUUGGGCCAACGCGGCCGACAAGAUGCUCGGGGGUUACAGCGGCAGUCCUCCGUUUAGCCACGACCCUGUCACCGCGGCAAGGUCAAUGGGUAUCACGGUCAACUAUGUCAACGGGCCCCUGACGCAGACCAACGCAGACACCUCGGCCGCCGUCAACGCCGCCCAAAAGUCUAGCGUGGUGAUCUUUUUCGGGGGCAUCGACAACACAGUCGAGAAGGAGAGCCAGGAUCGCACGUCGAUUGCGUGGCCGUCGGGACAGCUCACCAUGAUUCAGAGGCUUGCUCAGACCGGAAAGCCCGUGAUUGUUGUGAGAAUGGGAACACAUGUCGACGACACGCCACUUUUGAGCAUCCCCAACGUGAAGGCUAUCCUGUGGGCUGGAUACCCCGGGCAGGACGGCGGGACCGCGGUUAUGAACCUCAUUACCGGCCUAGCGAGCCCGGCAGGAAGGCUGCCCGUCACGGUAUACCCGUCGUCAUACACCAACCAAGCACCGUACACCAACAUGGCACUGAGGCCGUCGUCAUCCUAUCCGGGGCGCACUUACCGGUGGUACAAGGAUCCCGUGUUUCCGUUUGGACAUGGUCUGCACUACACAAAUUUCAGCGUUGCGCCGCUGGACUUCCCGGCAACCUUUUCCAUCGCGGAUCUCCUCGCGUCAUGCAAAGGCGUCACAUACCUUGAGCUUUGUCCAUUCCCGUCCGUCUCGGUCAGCGUGACCAACACCGGCUCCCGGGCGUCCGACUAUGUGGUCUUGGGAUUCUUGGCCGGAGACUUUGGACCAACGCCCCGUCCAAUCAAGUCACUGGCAACGUAUAAGCGUGUGUUCGACGUACAGCCUGGAAAGACACAAUCGGCGGAGCUCGACUGGAAAUUGGAGAGUCUGGCGCGGGUGGACGGCAAGGGGAAUAGGGUGCUAUAUCCGGGAACAUACACCUUGCUUCUGGACCAACCCACACUCGCAAACAUCACCUUUACCUUGACGGGAGAUGAGACGGUGUUGGAUCAGUGGCCGCAGCCGUAA